Messenger RNA from Cydia fagiglandana, 6664 nucleotides. RefSeq lists its product as uncharacterized. The transcript has 10 exons. Lineage: Eukaryota; Metazoa; Arthropoda; Insecta; Lepidoptera; Tortricidae. The record is from RefSeq and is a predicted model, not a curated record. The coding region runs from base 255 to 4394 and encodes 1379 amino acids.
AACGUCACAAACAUCUGUCAUGUCGUAUAUAUUUAUCCGCUGGCUACUGUCGCGAUAGUAGGCGGAGUUUAUAAUUAUUAAAUUUUUUAGCUCUAACCAUGUUCUCGUUCCACUUUUCGAUAAAAUUCUUUGAUAUAUAAUUUCCGCGUUUUGUGCUGUGAUCGUUACGUCGACGGUGAAGUGAAACAAAGGCUGUGCUAAUCGUUGAUAGUUUCGUAUGAUGUCACAACUACAUCGCGUGAAUCCUUGAAAAUAUGAGUGUUAGUGUUGAAGCGGACGCGUCCAGCCCUCUGUCGGAGGGUCAGAGCGCGGGGUUGGACCAUACCGGGUCGAAGUCAUCAUCAGAUAGUCCAAGUCUCGAUACGACGACCGAGAAUGGUGAGGCAGGUCAGGGCGCCGAGAAAUCGGAGCCGAGCACGCCCAAGCCUCACCCCAUGGCCUUCACGAUCGACUUCGGGGCUUCCAAGCCAGUUGAUAAUCGCAGGCUCGAGGAACUGGCGAAAAAAUCGCAGGCAAGGCAUCAAAGGGUGCAGUCCAUGUCAGCUGGCUUGACACGACCCAGCCCUACGGCUCAGAAGCCUCCCAUGAGCGCUAAGCUGCCUCGGAAAGCCCAAGGAUACAACUCUGAGGGCUACUUCUCCUCAGACCAGGAAGACAGCUGCUUGUCCGGUUCAGUAAAGCUUCGGAGUAGUCCAUUAGCCCAAGAUAAAGCCCAAUUCAUCACCAGUCCCGUUACAAACAGACAUAUCAAGUCACCCAUCCAUGAUAUUCAGCCUAAGAAAACGUCCAAAAGUCCUAUAGUUGAUAGUAUCAUGUCCAGGAGUGACAACUUCACAUCCCGACAAGGUUUGAACCUGCCAUUGAAGAGCGCAAACAGUUCCUACUUGAGAGACGUCCAUAGAACCCCAAGUUACGGUACCUUGAAUUUCUCUUCUAGUUAUCAACGGCCAAUGCCAAACAUAAUAGACCAGAGUCCUGAAGGGGUGCUAUUAACUGAUAUUUCUAGUCCAGAGUUAGAUAUUUUGACCCCGGAUAAUGGAUUGUCAACUCCAGAGAAGAGUCCACUACGCAAAGUCCGAGCCCAGUCUGAAACUCCAGAUUUGUUGUUUAAAAAAUGUAAUUCUAAAGUUGAGCCUCUGUAUAUUGAUGAUGAGGUUGAUGGACAGUCAAAUUCUUCUACCGGUACAUACACUAUUGAAGGAGAUAACUAUACAGAGGAACAGAAAGCUAGAAUGAGCAUAGACAGGACUUUUGGUAGCUCAAUGAAUGAUACGAUCGAGGAAGUCUUCAGGCCAAGUAGUGAAAGAGACCCAGAGCUAGUAUUCGACUAUCCAAACAGGGUAAUAACAAAAGAACCUAGAAGAGAUUCCUUGCGAAGUCCAAAUCUAAAUGAAACUUUUGAAUUUCCGAAAGUAUCUAAAGAUAAAAAUGUUCUAGAAAUCUCAUGUUGCUACGAAUCGCCUUCAGAAACCGAUUUGGCCACACAAACUUCCAAACAGAUCAAAUCUACUCGUAGUUACUUAGAGAAAAUCAAGAAUCGGGUCCGAACAAUAACGGAGAAGACUUUUGCUAAGUCGCCUCCGAAGCAUGGUGACGAGGUAGACGUCGGUAGCUUUACCUCAGUCACUACCUCAGGUGUUUUAAGCUCUAAAUAUCCAGUAAAACAAGAAAUCCCUGUCCGUAGACGUUGUAGCCUAACCAAGUCCGAAAUAGACCAAACGGACUACAUCCACCGUUUGUCCAGAGAAGCUUCAGUACCAGUUUCUUUGCCAAGCAACAAGCCACUAGAAGCCAAAUUCGAGAGCACUGCCCUUAAAAACGCUCAAAAAGCUUUAAGGGAUGACCAAAUGUCGGACCAAGUAGUGGGACUGUCCUAUUUAAGCUUGAACAGAUGUAAGGGUGACAAGACGUGGAUACAGGACUGGGCGGAGAGUGUUAAGAAGUACAAUAACCACACGUUGGGAAGGAAGGAGGACUUGAAUGGGACUUUUACUGUGGACGACGAGCGGCCGCCUAUCAGCCCGCGACACGCUAAACCCCGCAGCCCGCAUGGCAGCGCGACCAAGAUCCCCAGCCCUGUGGGCACUCUACUGCACAGGCAUACUCCGGAUCUCAUCCCAGUCCAAGACACCGGGACGUACCUCCUCAAAACGCAAAACGCCAUCACCAACCUACAAGCCAAGCUCAACUCGCGCCCCACCAUUCCCCCCCUACUCACCUCCAGCCUCAUCAGCGAGAAGACCGCCAUCUCCCGUCUUCCAGUCUCGCAGCUAAGCCGCUCCAACUCACUCAACUACAGGCUACGGAGAAAAGAUACUUCAGGGGAUAACAGUCCUUUGAGAAGUCCGGGAAAUUACAUUAUUACUGGCUCAGCCAAAAUUCCAGAAAGCACAAAAAUUUUACUCAACAGCGCCUCAAGAUCUUUAGACACGGAUAAAAGGAAACGAGAUUCUAAUAUGAACAGUCCUUCCUCAGAAAGAGGUUUGUUAAGCAACAGUUCUGAUGAUAAAACUAUAUCCAACCGUCCGCAAUACGAUGUCGACGCGAUUCUUUCACCCCAUAGAAAACACGUUAGGAACAAAUCUCUAGACGGCCCGGAUUACUUUAACACUGAUAACAGCAACGCAAAUCUAGUUUGUCUCAAGACGGUACUGAAGAACAAUGCUGAAGCAUAUCCGAGGAUCGAUACCCGUUACCAGGGCGACAAGAAACAUCAGAGGGUAGCGAGCGACGGGAAAAAACCUGGCUAUACUAACUACGCUCCGUUCGGCUCUUCUAUAAAACGAUCAAGCUCGUUCAACACCGUUAAUAAGAAUAACAACUAUUUGGAUCCGCAGAGGAUAACCUCUAGAAGAUCGAGCGGACAUUCAGAGGAAUACAAAGACUAUCUAUCCGAUGAGUCUGACAACGGAUCUUAUGAGAAAUCCCAAGAUAGGUACAAACGCACGCAUCGUGGUAGAAUCGAUUCUCCUGAUCUAAAAUCGAUCGCGCCAGCGAAUUCUCCAAAAUGUCCAAAUACUCCAGAGAUGCACAGAAAAUUCGGGCCGGGAUUGGUUAGGAAUUCAGUUCGAGUAACGAAUAAAGAAAGAAUGAGGGCGUCAGAACCGAGGGAAGUACAGAAGCCAGUCGGACAUCAGAGUAGGAGGAUAUCGGAGCCCACGAGGCAGGCGGUGCUGAACAGGCUCACGAAGUCUAGAAGUUCAACGAGAGAGUUCCAGCCUAAAGCUCAGGACAAAGGUCAAAAGAAACCAAGCCAAUACCGUUCAUCCUCUGCACUCGCUUCUAAAGAGGCAGAGUUUAACAACUGGAAGAAACGGUCGUCAUACGACCCCAUGAAAGCGGCCCAGGAGGGAAGGAGAAAGCAGAUGGCCAAGAGGCAGGAGUGUAACAAGGACGACCUUAGUUCUCCCAGCCAUUCAUCGCCAGUUCACCGCUCGCAGUCCUUCCACACCACCAACAUAGCGGACCUCGAGACCCUCGACUACUCAUCCGAAGAGGACCCCAUGACCCUGCCCAUAGACCCUAUGAUCACCUCAACACACUCGGACAUCUUGGACCUCAGGCCGAAGGAAUACCGCGACUUAAGAAGGCAGGCGGUCAAUAAUGAUGUGGUCAUGACGAGGGAUUACGUCACUAAUUUCCAGGUCAACCAACCCGCAGAAAAGCUCAAACGCAGCGUACACACAGACAAACGGAAAACCUUCAUCUUAGAUGACAUAACGCCGACCAAAGAGAACAUAGAUUUCCUCUCCAAAGCCGAAGCCAUAGACAAGAGAAAAACUUUUAUUCUAGACAGCGAUACGUCAACAACCAAUGGCAGUAGUCCUAGGAAUUCGUCCAUAUUUAGCCAUGAGAAGAGUAUGACAACUGGGACUAGUGAUACGGAGGGAGAGAGCGGGACGGAGGAUAGGAGCGCUCCGGUUGUGAUGAGACAGGGAAAGAAGCCGGCGGCACAGGCGAAGCAGCAGAGGUACAGCGGCGACUUCUCCAUGUCCUCAUCUACCACCUCGCUCAAGAAGCCCAAAUCCGUGGCGCCCCGCUACCUCGACAUCUCCAAGUACAAAAACGAGAGCUCCCCGAAGAACUUCCUGCGCAGAGACCCGAGCAAGACAUAUGUGGCUGUGUUACCUGAGCGACCGCAACGAGGCUCCGCACAGCAAAUUGAGAUGGAACAAAAAAAACAAGAAUUAGAAAAGUGGAAACGACGGGCAUCAUACGACCCGCGCAAAGCCGCGGCACUAGGCAAGUCCCCCGGCACCAAGGCCCCGCCCAAAACCGCCAGCAGCGUCCUGCGAUCUCAGUCGUUCCACGGGCCCGUGCUGACGGCGGGUCGCUACCAGCCGCCGCCGCACAUCGCGGAGACAUACGACGCGUCCAGCGACAACGACUUCUAACUAAACGGCAUGAAAGCUAAUUUCCUUUGAACGUUGCUACUGGCAUGCGCUUCCAACUUGCCAGCGGCACUGGCGCCAGUCGCUUGAACGAUGUAAACGAGCCUUCAGUUAGGAGCUAUGUGAUAGUGUGAGUGUAUUUUGAAAUUCGAAUUGCGUGGUUUUUGGCGCGAAACGUUUUUAUGCAAUGUUUUUUUAUUAGUCGUAGAACGUAUUUUCCAAAGCGCGGUAACCAUUUUGAAAACCUUUGGCGCCAAAUUCAAUCGUGAUUUUUAUUUGAGAUUUUUUUGCGUAGAAUACAUGUAAUGAUGCGCAAUCAUAUUAAACAAGUCAUUUUUUAUUUUAUUUGACGAUUAUUUAAGUUUAAGCUGGGGGUUGAGGCAAUUUUGUUUAUUUACAGAUUUAUGAAUUGAAUUGAUAUAGGCUUAUUUACAAUUGGUAUAGAUAAUGGAAUUAUUUGAACCAUUUGGUACUACACUAUGGAAAUAUAUUAAGUACAAUGAUUUAUUUGAGUAUAAUAAUAAUUGAUAGAUAUUUGAGAUUUGUUCAUUGUAUGAUUGUAUAUCAGAGUUAAUAUUAAAUGUUCAUUUGAUGGAUUCGGAAGUUGAACAAAUCAUAAUCAUAAUCAAUGUGAUUUUAUUAUUAAAGAUUACCUACUAUUUAUAAUAUUAUUCCAUAGUAGUGUAGUACCGUCCUGUUUUGUUGUCAAAUUAUUAAAUCGUUAUAUAUAUAAUGCAAUUAAAAUUAAAAGUUUUGUUAUAUAAAUUGGCAUCACUUUAAGUGUAGGUAAGAUCCUUUUAUACAUGUAUCAAAAAUAUGUAGUUGGUUAGUUUUUUUAGUACUAUUCAUAAAUUCAGUAUUUUCUAUGUUGGCUAAUUUUAUUAUUUGAUUAGUUUAAUCAGCAACAAUUUGAAUAGUAUAUUUAAGACAGCUAGGGGAACGGUGGCAGAUGUGAUUUCCAUACAAUUUUUAAACUUAAAACGCAAUAUCUAGCAACAUUGUAUUGAGAUGACAUCUGCGACCGUACAGUCAGCAGCAAUAGUUGCUAAGCGGGCGAAGUGUUCAAAAUGAUCUUGACGUGACUUUAUUGUUAAGAGAAUAAGAGCUCGUCAAGGUAAUUUUGAACACCUUGGACGGUUAGCAACUUCUGCUGCUGACUGUACCCAAGAUGUUUGAAAAAUACUAUAGUAAUGUAUGGACGCCAACAUAAUAUCCUCCUAAACCCAAUCCAAGAAAAAGUUUCAUUUGAAUUUGAAAUCAAUAGUUAAAGGAGUAAGGUUGAAUUUCAUUUGUUUUAAUAUUUAGCGAAAUAAAAGAAAUACAACCGUGUCCAAAUUAAAAUGGUUGAGAUUUCAUUGAAGUAAUCAGUACCACAGGUAGGACAAUGGGCGUUGGGGGGAUAGUGAAAUGUUAUAUUUAUGAAUAGACUAUUGUUCAUUAUUGCUCAUAUCACAUACAUCGAUGUUUGCUAGUAUUCCAUAUGUAUUAUUUGUUGUAGAAACCUAGUUAAGUUUUUUUUUUGUAAGUGCAAUAUUUCAUCACAUUUUUUUCCAUUGAGCAAGUACAUAAUGAAAUAAAAAUGGUAACAAAAUGUGUAUCGAGGUUGCUAUUUUUGUACGUUGCGAUUGAUAUAUUUUAUGCGGUAAAAUACUCAGGUUAUUCAUAAAAUAUUGAAAAUAAUUGUAUAAAAUAGUUGUGGAAAGCUUUAUGAAUAAAUAUGUUGCAAUAUGUAAGUGUAGGAAUUUAAUUAUAUUUCCGAGCAAAAUCCUAUUCUCUGUCAGAGAUUAUUUUUGCUGUUUGUCGCUAAAUUUAAUGUUAUAAGCUACUCGAAAUUAAGAAAAGUGAUCAUUAUUUCUAAGUAUUAUUCCUGUGAUGUUGGCUAUCAUGUAUUACUUCAUUUUGUUCAAAGGGCCAACAUAAUAAUGUAUUAUUAAAUGAUCUCUAUCAUCUCUAUGGUUUUUCUUUCCGUUUAAAAGAUCUGAGUACUUACGAAAUACAAAGUUUUCUGAAUUUGGAGUAGUGAUUUUAGGAUAGUAUUACAUUCUCGGCCUAAUUCGAACAAAGUUUAUCUUAAUCAAAGCGUCACUUUAAACACUGACAGAUUGGUAUCGCACCGCUGUGACAUCUUAUAAGCAUUGUUGGAAUUGGGCCGCGGCUCCGAAUGAUCAUGUUAAUAUUCAGCGUCAUCCACGUAGUAUUUGUAAUAAUUUGAUGUCUAGCAUUUCGUAAAGAAUAAUAUUUAACAGGAAAUUAAUAAUAAAAACUGGAAGUAA